AGCCAAUCAGAGGAGCGCUUAGUGGUCGCGAGCAGCAACGGACAAGCGCUUCAACAGAACACACACACACACACACACACACACACGCACGCACACACAGCAGGCAUCAAAGUGUUGCUGCUGUAAUGAUGAAUCUGGGUGAUGGUCUGCUGUUUCAAUUGGAGAAUGGCAAACCCAGGCUUGUGCUGGCGAAAUAUGGUGCUCAAUCCAAGACGUCUCAUAAGAAAGCUUCUGGUCGGAAUCCUCCUCGGAAAAAAACAAUCCAGUUAAUCAACCCUAAACCCGGCCCAUGUCAUCCAGACAGAGAUGAACCUGGGCGGAAGCACAAAGAUGCACCAGCUGCUGGUUCAACAGGGAAUUGUAUGGAGCGUCCCAGAAUACCGAAUGCCAGGCGCAGGAUGGACACCAUGUCCAGCGAGGCUGCAAGAGUCCAGUCAGAGAUCGACAGGAGCAUUGUCACGCCGCAGAACGAGAGCGUGGUGUGUUUGACACAAGAGCAGUUCCAGCAAAUCCUGAGCUCCAUCAACAGUAGAUCUGCUGAAAACACACACUCAGAAGCGGUGGUCAGCUCAGAAGAAAACUGUGCUGGAAAGACCGGAGCAGAGGAGCCGUUUGUCCUGGAGGGCUGUGACUAUAAGCACCGAGCGUCAGAGGAAAAGCCAGACAAACUGAUUCUGUCAGAUGGCCAGCAGUCUGGGUUGUUCAGCACAUUUGGAGAAAGAGAAAGAGAGAGAGAGAAACUGGAGGCCAAGAAAGCUCAGUGGAGAAGAGAACUGGAUGAGCAGAUGGCCCUAAAGAGGCAACAAAAAGCCAGACUCAGAGAGAAGACUGCUCCGAAUCAAGCAUGUGAAGUUAGGCUUAAAGACCUCUCUGACUCCACUGCUGCUGCAACAGAACGGUUAAAGCCCAGAGCUCCUCCUCAGAUGCAGAGAGAGCUUCCCGCUGCCAUCCGCUCUGCCUUUAUAGUGGGGGAAGCCGCGCCUGUGGAGGACAUGUUCAACACUCAGAGAGAGGAGCAGCAGAGACGCUGGUUACAGGAGCUGGACCAGCAAAUACAAGAGGCCAAACUACGCCGCAAGCAUGACAAGCAAAUCAACAGCCAGGUGGAGGACAUCGAGCUUUGGGCCGCUCAUUUUGACUCUCUACAACAGCCGUUGACUGUGGCUCCUAAACCAGAGGUACCUGACAGCAGUCUGUCUCAUCAUCCAUCUGUGUCUGGGUCUCUGUGCACAGCAUGGGAGGGCAUGAGCGCGUGUGGAGCGGACAGUCUGGGAAGGGCCAGCGUUGACACUGCUCAGGGAAACAAACAGAGGUCCAGUUACCUUCGCACAAUGACCGCCCUGCUGGACCCUGCUCAGAUCGAGGAACGAGAGCGUCGGAGACUCAAGCAGCUUGAACACCAGCAAGCCAUUGAGGCUCAAGUAGAGGAACGCCGACGUCAGAAAGAGAAAGAGGAGGCACGACGACGAGCACAGGAACAAGAAGAGGAGCGGAGAGUUGAAAGAGAGCAAGAGCGACUGCAGCAGCAGUAUAUGAAAGACACCGAGCGACAAAGACACAAAGAGAGAAGCCGGCGCUGACCCUUAUGAGCCUAACGCACGCACCGGCAGAAACCACAAACCUGAAAAAAAAGCCCGAGUGGAACACAAAGAGACCCAGUAAAGCAUUCGUCCCGGCGUCUGAGAGAUAUCCCAAAGCCCUACAGAGACACCGACAGGAGAGCCGGAGACAGAGGCAGAUCGAGCUCAUGGCACUGGUGGAGAGAAGCGCACCUCAGCCAGAGCCGGUUCAUAACCACAAACCUCAAGCACAAAGACACCGACAACCACCACAGCUACAG
This is a messenger RNA of Danio rerio (zebrafish), 1840 nucleotides long. NCBI's taxonomy places the organism in Eukaryota, Metazoa, Chordata, Actinopteri, Cypriniformes, Danionidae. The record is from RefSeq and is a predicted model, not a curated record.